AUGCAUGAUUUUCUUGUAAAGUUUUGGCGUGUGGGGAUUGACACAACUGCGUUCAAGGAAGAAUUGCUUUCGUGGUCUUCACAACAGAGACAACUCUUUCUGGAUUGUCCAAGGUGUACACAGAGAUUUAUUUUCUCAACUCAAAUUGAUCUGCAGAAGCGAAGGUUUCAUAAACAGAAAAAAAUGGCAACAAAUUAUCCCAGUUCAAACAAUCAGAGAGAUACUGCCACUAUCCUCUAUUCAAGAGACUCUUUACCCAAUUCUUAUUCAGAAACACAACUUCCAGGACAAAUGACAAUGUACAUGAAUUUCUCAUCCUCCUCAGAGUCAUAUCCAAAUCCAAACAGAGAAUUUUCGUCGAAUCUUGAUGAGUCGAGAAUUGCGCAGCAUGAUUUCGAGGCUUGGAAAGACGAAGGUCGAAAUCAAACUGUACUAAUGAACUCAGUGGAUGGAUCUUCAGGAUUAUCCCUUAGUUUCAGUACAAAUGUACCAUCAGGACUGCAGAUUCCCUCGUUCCAAUAUCAGAAUCAUAAUCCCAUUUUCUUGAAUUCUAAUGAAGAUAAUAUGAUUAUUCCAGGAAGUAGUUCAGAUGGGAUGUCUAGAUCUGUUCUUAAUACAAAGUACUUGAAAGUAGUUCAAGAAUUGCUUGAUGAAAUUGUUCAUGUCAAAAAAGGUGUAAAUAAGCAAAAUUCGAAAAAGGAUUUAACGAGAAACUCUAAAGAAAGUGAUGGUGAAACUGGAAAUGGAAAUUCAGAAAAUUCCCAGAGUGAGGUUUCAGCAGCUGAGAAGCAAGAUUUGCAAGAUAAAAUCAGCAAGCUCUUGUCAAUGUUGGAUGAGGUUGACAGAAGGUACAGACAGUAUUACCAUCAAAUGCAAAUAGUGAUGUCUUCUUUUGACAUAAUAGCAGGCUCUGGUGCAGCCAAACCAUACACAUCCCUCGCCCUCUACACAAUUUCACGCCAUUUUCGUUGCUUGCGAGACGCCAUAAAUGCCCAGAUUCAGGCUGCACAGAAAAGCCUCGGGGAGCAAGAUUCUUUAUCAAAUGGUAAAGGGAUUGGAUUAACUCGACUCCGUUAUGUGGAUCAGAAACUAAGACAACAGAGAGCCAUUCAGCAACUUGGUAUGAUGCAACAUGGCUGGCGGCCACAAAGGGGGCUGCCCGAAAACUCGGUUUCUAUUCUGCGUGCUUGGCUCUUCGAGCACUUCCUUCAUCCCUACCCAAAAGAUUCGGACAAGAUCAUGCUAGCCAGGCAGACUGGUUUAACAAGGAGUCAGGUCUCAAACUGGUUCAUAAAUGCAAGAGUUAGGCUGUGGAAGCCCAUGGUUGAAGAGAUGUACAAAGAAGAGAUUGGUGAUGCAGAAAUGGACUCUAUUUCUUCAUAUGAGAAUGCACCAAAAGCUAUGAAAAGUGAUGCAAAAGAAGAAGAUUUGCAACAAAAUGCAACAUCCCCAGGAACUGAAUGCUGUAGCCCCAGGAAUCUCCCUGACUUAGAAAUGGUAGAGUCGGAAACCAAUCAGAUUUUUCAGAAUACGACUUCUCAGAACGAAUACAGGAUAGAGAAAACAACUCGAGAUCUGAGGACUUACAUGGAUGACACUAGUCUUUUUCCAGAUACAAUAUUGCAUUCAAAUUGUGGAACUAAUAGAUUUACGGAAGCGGAAGCUGCUGCAUACCAUAUGUCAGAAAUGGGAAGAUUUGAAAGUGGAAAUGAGGUAUCACUUACAUUAGGAUUGCAGCAUUUCAAGGCCAGUAGUUUACCAAUGUCUGAUGACACUCAACAUAGUUAUUUCACUAUUAGAGGCAAUAAUGUAAACAAUGGGGAGACUUCGUCUUCCGGGACCCACACACGGUUGGAAAGCGGGCAACAUCAUUUUGCCACCUCCAGUCUUUUGCAUGAUUUUGUAGCAUGA
Messenger RNA from Fraxinus pennsylvanica, 1911 nucleotides. The record is from the annotation of a GenBank genome assembly. NCBI's taxonomy places the organism in Eukaryota, Viridiplantae, Streptophyta, Magnoliopsida, Lamiales, Oleaceae.